CCGGCCAAGCUCCGCCCCGCCGCCUUCGCCGCCGCCGCCGCCUCUCCGCUGCGGGGACGUGCACUCACUCGGCGGGCCAUGGAGGCGGCGCGGCGGCGGCUGCGGGCGGGCGGCGGGGCGAGGGCCCGGCGCUCCGCGCUGCUGCUGCUGGCGGCGGUGGCGGUGCUGGGAGGCGAGGCGGCGGAGGCGGAGGAUCCGCGCCCGGGGCGGCAGCGGGGGGACGAGCAGUGCCAUUACUACGCGGGAGGGCAGGUCUACCCCGGGGAGGCGGCUCGUCUGCCCGUCUCCGACCACUCGCUGCACCUCAGCCAGGCCAAGAUCUCCAAGCCAGCACCUUACUGGGAAGGAACAGCAGUCAUUAAUGGAGAGUUUAAAGAGCUGAAAUUAACAGAUUAUGAAGGAAAAUAUCUUGUCUUCUUCUUCUAUCCUCUUGACUUUACAUUUGUAUGUCCAACUGAGAUAAUCGCCUUCAGUGACAGAAUUGAAGAAUUCAGAGCAAUAAAUACCGAAGUAGUAGCAUGCUCUGUGGACUCCAAGUUCACUCAUUUAGCAUGGAUUAAUACUCCUCGAAAACAAGGGGGACUUGGACCUAUGAAGAUUCCGCUUCUUUCAGAUUUGACACACCAAAUUUCAAAGGAUUAUGGUGUAUAUCUGGAAGAUCAAGGGCAUACACUUAGAGGCCUUUUCAUCAUUGAUGAUAAGAGAAUCCUUCGACAGAUCACGAUGAAUGACCUUCCUGUUGGGAGAUCAGUGGAUGAAACGCUUCGUUUAGUACAAGCGUUCCAGUACACGGACAAACAUGGAGAAGUUUGCCCUGCUGGUUGGAAACCUGGCAGUGAAACAAUCAAACCAGAGGAAGCCAUGAGAGUGUGGUGGCCAAGGGAAGAACUAUAAUUCCAGAUCCAGCUGGAAAACUGAAGUAUUUUGAUAAACUGAACUGAGGCUCGCUUCUGUUGAACUACAUAGGUUACACUCAACUUGAUUUUUGCCAAUAAAAUUUCAUUAAUUUUGUUA
Phalacrocorax carbo (great cormorant) is the source of this 1014-nucleotide messenger RNA. The record is from RefSeq and is a predicted model, not a curated record. NCBI's taxonomy places the organism in Eukaryota, Metazoa, Chordata, Aves, Suliformes, Phalacrocoracidae.